This is a messenger RNA of Entrophospora sp. SA101, 471 nucleotides long. NCBI's taxonomy places the organism in Eukaryota, Fungi, Glomeromycota, Glomeromycetes, Entrophosporales, Entrophosporaceae. The record is from the annotation of a GenBank genome assembly.
AUGAGUGUAUUCAGCACAUCUAAUAAAGAAUUCAAUGAUUUACACCUUAGAUCCCUUCUUGCUUCAGCUAAAACUCCUCAAGAAUUGCAACCAGCUAAAACUCCAUUCUUUGCCCUUGAAUUUAAUACAUCUCAUCCUCGUGUCUAUCAAGCUCCAGAUGGUGGGUAUUAUAUUAAUCAAUUUCUUCAUCCUAAUCCACCCCCAUUCUAUCAAUUUAGCAAAGAAAUCCAGGAUCAGAAUUAUUACCAGGCAAUUUAUAAAGAAUUGGAAGGUGAAGUUUUACUUGUUCUUGAAGAAAUGUCUAACUCAAAGUCUGGUGACUGGAUAGCAUUUGCAAAUCGAUUUAAAGACUUUAUUGAUAAUAAAGAUGACCGAAGAUAUUUCAUUCCAGAUGUUUCAGAUAAGUAUGUAGAAAACGGAAAGGGCUUGGAUUUGAAUCUGACAAAUGGAUCUCCUGAAGCUUUGGACUAG